AUGCGUGUCGACAAUCAUAUCCAUCUUCGCCAUAUCAUGCUCUACCACUUCGAAAAGGGAUGGUCUGCCGCAGAGUCGUUUCGCGAUCUCAAAGAACUUUUUGGUCAAGGAACAAUUGGACGUGCAACAGUUUAUGAAUGGUUCGAUCGUUUCAAGUCCGGUAACACAAGUGUUGAUGAUGAACCAGGAAGAGGACGGCCAUCAGAAUUCGAUGACAAGGCACUUCUGGAAGCCGUUGAAGAAGACGAAAGCCUGACAAGCCUGAUGAACGCACGAAGACCGCGCAAAAAGAACAACAUCGUCUUUCACCACGAUAACGCACGUCCGCACGUUGAGCGCCAUGUCGUCGAAUCCAUCGCUAGUAAGGGCUGGGAUCUUCUUCCACACCCGCCAUAUUCUCCUACUGAAGCCCCAACGGACUACCACGUCAAUCGAUCGCUCAAAAAUUGGCAAACAAAUAAGAUCUACAACGAUUUGGAUGACUUGAUAGACGAUGUUAAAGCGUGGAUUGCCUCCAAAGAUCGUUUAUUCUUCGCUCGUGGAAUCGAUCGUCUUCCAAGCAAAUGGCAAUCAGUUAUUGAUGUAGGCGGUGAAUAUGCUCCAGAA
Mesorhabditis belari is the source of this 606-nucleotide messenger RNA. Lineage: Eukaryota; Metazoa; Nematoda; Chromadorea; Rhabditida; Rhabditidae. The record is from the annotation of a GenBank genome assembly.